Messenger RNA from Capra hircus (goat), 4177 nucleotides. RefSeq names its product zinc finger CCHC-type containing 8 (gene ZCCHC8). The transcript is spliced from 14 exons. The record is from RefSeq and is a predicted model, not a curated record. Bases 153 to 2276 code for a protein of 707 amino acids. Lineage: Eukaryota; Metazoa; Chordata; Mammalia; Artiodactyla; Bovidae. Gene Ontology annotation, cellular component: catalytic step 2 spliceosome. Gene Ontology annotation, molecular function: RNA binding; zinc ion binding.
UUGUGCAACUUCGGCGGCCUACGUUUGGAGGAAACGCUGCUUGGGUGGCUUAGCGCGUUGGGGGCAGUAGAGAGCGGUUCCGCCCAACAAAACCUUCGCCUCCGGCCUGGUGGCCAGCUCCGCCUCUUCUCGUAUCUUUCCCACAGUCCAAAAUGGCGGCGGAGGUGGAUUUUGGCGACUUAGAGCUGUUCGAGGCGUUUGACCACCCCGAGGAGUCGACUCCGAAGCCCGUUCAUACCCGCUUCAAGGACGACGAUGGCGACGAGGAGGACGAGAAUGGGACUGGCGACGCGGAGCUGCGGGAACGGCUUCGGCAGUGCGAGGAAACCAUCGAGCAGCUCCGCGCCGAGAAUCAAGAACUUAAAAGAAAAUUGAAUAUUUUGACUCGACCAAGUGGAAUAUUGGUGAACAAUACUAAGUUAGAUGGACCUUUAUUACAGAUUCUAUUUAUGAACAAUGUUAUUUCAAAGCAAUAUCAUCAAGAAAUAGAGGAAUUUGUAUCAAAUUUAGUAAAAAGAUUUGAGGAACAGCAGAAAAAUGAUGUGGAAAAGACUUCCUUUAAUCUUUUGCCCCAGCCAUCCAGUGUUAUGCUAGAAGAGGACCAUAAAGUAGAAGAAUCCAGUGCCGUUAAUAAUAAGGAAGCUUUUAGUGUUGUAGGAAGUGUCCUGUAUUUUACUAAUUUUUGCCUUGAUAAAUUGGGGCAACCGCUACUAAAUGAAAACCCUCAGCUUACGGAAGGAUGGGAAAUACCCAAGUACCAGCAAGUCUUCAGCCACAUUGUUUCUCUAGAAGGGCAAGAAAUACAAGUAAAGGCAAAAAGGCCAAAGCCUCACUGUUUCAAUUGUGGUUCUGAAGAGCAUCAAAUGAAAGAUUGCCCAAUGCCUCGAAAUGCUGCUCGAAUAAGUGAAAAGAGAAAAGAGUAUAUGGAUGCCUGUGGUGAGACAAACAAUCAGAAUUUUCAGCAGCGAUACCAUGCAGAAGAAGUAGAAGAGAGAUUUGGAAGAUUUAAGCCAGGAGUUAUAAGUGAGGAACUCCAGGACGCACUGGGUGUGACGGACAAGAGUCUUCCACCUUUUAUAUAUCGAAUGCGCCAGCUAGGAUACCCACCAGGGUGGCUCAAAGAGGCCGAACUGGAGAACUCAGGGCUUGCGCUCUAUGAUGGGAAAGAUGGUGCUGAUGGAGAGACAGAAGCUGGAGAAGUUCAGCAAAAUAAAAGUGUCACUUACGAUCUCUCGAAAUUGGUAAACUAUCCAGGUUUUAACAUAUCUACUCCCAGAGGAAUUCCAGAUGAAUGGAGGAUAUUUGGGUCAAUACCAAUGCAGGCGUGUCAGCAGAAGGACGUGUUUGCCAAUUACCUAACUUCUAAUUUCCAAGCGCCAAGCAUGAAGCCUAGCAGCAAAAGGUCUUCGUCUCAGUCCAGCCCCAGUAGUCCAAAGAAGCAGAAGAAGGAAGACAGCGCAGCAGCCUCACCCGCCGACAUGGAACUGGACUCGGAUGCCGAGGUCCCGCAUGGGUCCCCAAACAGCGAAGCUUUUCAGUUUCAGCCCCCGCUGCCCCCUGGCACGCCUCCCCCGCUCCCCCGGGGCACCCCUCCGCCCAUCUUCACUCCUCCGCUCCCCAAGGGCACCCCGCCGCUGACUCCCAGUGACUCACCUCGGACGAGAACGGCAUCCGUGACUAUGGACGAGGACGCGCUGACUCUGGAGGAACUAGAAGAACAGCAGAGGCAGAUAUGGGCGGCCCUGGAGCAGGCCGAGAGCGUCAACAGUGAUUCGGAUAUUCCUGUAGACACACCUUUAACCGGGAAUUCGGUGGCCUCUUCACCUUGUCCAAACGAACCUGACCUCCCUGUCCCAGAGGGAAAAACAUCCGAAAAGCAGGUGCCAGGGGAGGCCGAGGUACCUGGCACUGCUGCAAAGAAAUCGGAAGAGGAGCAAGCCUCGAGCCCAGGUUCUGAGACUGCUUUGCUUGGCCAGAAGGAAAAGGAAGAGUCCACUCAGGUAGACCCUAAAGGUGCUCUUGACCACGGCAGGGUCGAGUCAAACAGUGAGGUCAGGAAUGGAGGGAGCAGCCAGCAGCUCCUUCAUGCGGACUGCAGUCCUGCAGCAGCCACGAAGGCCCACAGUGCUAUCCCCGACAUGAGCAAGUUUGCAACCGGAAUAACGCCGUUUGAAUUCGAGAACAUGGCGGAAUCUACUGGAAUGUACCUCAGGAUAAGAAACUUGUUAAAGAAUUCACCUCGAAACCAGCAAAAGAACAAGAAGACUUCUGAAUGACUGCUUGACAUAGCACCCAGUGCUAUUUAAUUACACCUGUGUUCUGGUAAUUAGGACUAAAUGGACAGGUAAAAUUGUUUUCCUAUUUGUCCCUCCCACGUGAAAGAAAACAAAUCUAUCCAAGGCUUAAUUGUGGUCUAAGGUCAGGCCUCUUUUAAAGAACAGAAAGACUGAGCUUGCAGGUUUACUAUAUUUUAUUCUCACUGAUAAAAACUUGGGGGGAGGUAAGUAGGAGCCGGUUUAGAGAUAGUUUGUUAAGGUUUAUACUAUUUUUGGAUUGUGAAUGUCUGUCAGGAGUGAUGGUUUUUAAUCUGUCUUUUGUACAUCGUUUUCCCUUUUUACAUUUUGCUAAUUAUCCUGUACGUAAGUUUAAUAUAUCACUUUUUAAAAAGAAAAAAUUUAACCAUUUAAAAUUCAUAUUUCAACUCUUAACAACCAAAUGAGAAAAAUCAGGGACGAGCAGCUUUAUACCAUUUGGGGUAUUUUUGUAAAUGAUUUACAUGCAUCCGUUUUAAUAACACUUUUACUUUUUUGUAACUUCAUUCUUCAUAUAAGCUUGCUAUACAGGUAUGUUCAUCUUUGUGUACAAAGGUUUAAUAAAUUAGUUUUCAUAUACAUAAUCUAAGACUUUGAAUAUAAAAAAAUGAUUCACAGUUAGUAUAUACAACCUUGUAAGUUUGGUAGUAAAUUAUGUGGUUGCAAAUAUUAGUGGUAGCAAAGGAAAUUAAAACGUUACAAGUUUGGGUAUUUUCAGUGGAUUUCAGCCUUAAAUAUAUCAAUAGAAACAGCAGAAUCUUUUAAAGUAAUUAUUUUGAAAAAAUAAAUGGUGGGCAGCUAGCCUUUGUACAAAAACAAUUUUCUAGAUUUGAAUCCUAUGAUAAUUGUUACAAACAAAAAGUAGGCAUACACAAAUUGUGUUUAAUUGUCCGAUACAUAAUAUAGAGCUGAAACUAUGUUUUUGUCUUUAUGUGGAAUGCCAUGACAUCUUUACAGUCAGGUCCAUGAAAAUAAACAUAUAGAUGAUCUUGAAUUACUCUUAGGUAAUGUUAUUCUCCUCAGAGGCCAGCAGAGGGUGCAAAAUAUAACCCUUCCAGGUUUAGUUUUCAUUUUGGUAACUUUUGAGUAUCCAAAUUUAGUGUUCUAUAAACAGUAAAGAGAAGGGAAAUUAUAUGAAAAGGGAAAAAUUAUUUUCAAGGCCCUCAUAGAACAUGCUAGAAAUUGAAUAAAAUGUUUAAUCCUUUUGGCUUUUUUGUCUGAGUCAAAGUCCAUAAUAAAACUGAUCUUUUACCAUAGUUUUACAUAGUGUUUUUACAUACAUUAUCAUACUCAACAUUUCUGUUAGGUAAAUGUCUUCUUCACAUUAUAUAUAUAACCUGAGGAAACUUAAGCAGCAUGGAGAAGUCAAGGGGACUUGUCAGCAUUCAAGAAGUGGUUGUUGGGACUUCCCUGAUGGUCCAGGGGUUAGCUUCCACUUCAGGGAACACACAUUCGAACCCUGGUUGGGGAACUAAGAUCUCACAUGCCACAAGGCACAGCCAAAAAAAAAAGAAGUGGUUGUUGAGAGGCCAGUCCAACUAAAGACUUGACCAUUCCCUAAAUCAUACACACAGUUGUUUAACUACCCCCUUAAACAUUGCAUUGCGUUCUCCUAUGACCAAAGAUAGCUAACAGUUAUCUCUAUAGCAUGUCCCACAGACAAUUCAUGUUGAGGUUCUUUGUGCAUUACUAUCCGAUUGUCACAAUCACCAUAUUAAGUAGGGAUCCUUAGCUUCAUUUUUAGAGGAAAUGCUUGAGACACAGCAGGGAAGUAAUGUGGUGAAGCUAAUCUUGAUCACUCAGACCGCCACUAUCCAUUGUACUGCCUCUCUGUCAAAAGCUCCAGAAAAGCACUAGUUUCUCAA